Messenger RNA from Manduca sexta (tobacco hornworm), 1267 nucleotides. RefSeq lists its product as uncharacterized. Bases 899 to 1267 code for a protein of 122 amino acids. The transcript is spliced from 3 exons. The record is from RefSeq and is a predicted model, not a curated record. NCBI's taxonomy places the organism in Eukaryota, Metazoa, Arthropoda, Insecta, Lepidoptera, Sphingidae.
UGUGUUCCGCGGAACCCUAGGGUUCCGUGAUACCUCUGUCGGGGUUCCGCAAGAAUUUAGAAAAAAAAAAUCAAAACACCUCUCUGUGGUCGCUCCGCGGCCGCGCGGAGACAAAGCGCUAUGAGUGUUAUUUAUUUAUUUAUUUGUAUUUAUAGAAACAUGUGUUACAAUAGCUGGUACAAUAUCUCAUAAGUUUGGUAUCAACAAUUUAAUACUUGUACAACCCGUUCGCUCUAAGUUUGCCGGUCUGUGGAAUGCGCGCACCCACCCCCACGUGACAACAAAACUUAUAAUGUGUCAUAGUUUUACCCAAAUAUGUACGUACACAAUUUUUAUUGUUACAGUUAAAUAAAAAAUAUUUUUUUAUUAUGUUGACGCCGAAGCUAAUAUGAGACUCCAACUUUCUUCCAUCAAACCUGAUAUCAACCAAUUGAUGAAAAAUAAAAACAGUUUCAUGCCUCCCACUAGUUAGAUUUUUUCUUUUUAAUGUUUUCUAUUAUUGUCCUUGCCAAGUGGUGAAGUAAAUAAUAAUUAGUAACUGUUACAUUGUACUUUUAUUAUGCUGAUUAAUAAAAAAAACACUUAUAAAAACAAUUGUUUUAUUGUAGGGUUCCAUCAAAUAUUUUGCUUCACAAAAGGGUUCCGUCAUUUAAAAAGUUUGAGAACCACUGAGCUAGCGUAUAACGGAAUGAAGUAUGCGGCGCGCGUUCUUGAAUAUUAUCGAAAAGUUUACAUAGAAAUUUAUUUAUGAUUCUAUUUAAUAGCAUUUAAAGUAACAUAAAGAACCGUUGUUCGUUUAUAACUUAGUUAUAAACCGUUCGUUUCGUUCGUUCGUUCGUUUUAGUUGUGUAAUCACGUACGCAACAUAUACUUAUAUCGUUAGUUAUUCCAAUUGAAAAUGGAACAAUCAAAGAAAAAAAGGGGCGAAAAUUGGACUUUUGAAGAAAAGGAAAUACUACGUCAACUUAUUUCGGAGUCAGCUCACAUAUUAGAAAAUAAAUCAACUAAGACGAAUACCAAUAUGUUGAAAUCUAAAGAAUGGCAAAAUAUAACAAAUAAACUGAACGAACUUAUGGGAAGAAAUCGAACUAAUGGAGAGAUCAAAUUGGCUUGGAAGCGGAUGAAAUUGGCAGCCAAAGCCAACUUCUCUCUCCACAGAAGAGAACAAUCUCAGACGGGAAGUGGCAAAAAACCCCCGUCACCUUCUCCAGAGGACUUGGCAGCCAUGUCUAUUGCUCCUCAUAGAUUUUGCUUUAGAUGUGAAUAA